Geodia barretti is the source of this 3055-nucleotide messenger RNA. Lineage: Eukaryota; Metazoa; Porifera; Demospongiae; Tetractinellida; Geodiidae. The record is from the annotation of a GenBank genome assembly.
ACAAGGCAAAGCGGUUCAGCCAGCAAAAUACGAAAAAUGGCGGAGAACGGGAAUCCUAGUAAGGAGGGAGACCAGCUAGACUUCAGCGCUGAUACACCAGUCCCUGCAGCUGAAGUGCUGAUUGACUUGAAAGAGUCAGCUCGCAGGAGGUGGAGCCAAGAGACAGCGGCGGCAAAACCCCUGAGGUCAUCUCCUCGUACCAGGAAGACAGCUACUGCCUCUCCGCGCAGGAAUCCCAGCAAACAUGUCCAUCGUCGCGAGGCAUCCAACGACUCUUCGGGACUCCACAACAGUGGUAGUGAGGAGGAGGAGGAGGGGGAGGGGGGAGAGAGGGAGGGUGGGAGGUGGGUUGGGGAAGGUCAGAUUGAAGAUGGAGGAAGCAACAGUGAGGGAGAAGGAAAGCCUCCACAAAAGAAAGCUAAGAGGUUAGCGAGGCAGCGCGUGAACAAAACUCAGUUGGAUGCCAGACCCGACCAAGCCACAUUAGUAACACUUCACUCUGUGAGCAGUAAACUGCGAAACCUUCUGAAACUACCCAAGGCCCACAAGUGGUGCUACUAUGAGUGGUUCUACUCUGACGUGGACCAGCCUUUACUUGAGAGGGAGAAUGACUUUUGUCGAUGUCUGUCUGAAAUGUUCCCUGAUCUAAAGACCCACAGACUGACGAGGGUCCAGUGGCGCUACCUCCGUCGGCUGAUGGGGAAGCCACGUCGCUGCUCUCCGACCUUCUUCUCGGAAGAGAGAGCUCUCCUGGAGCACCGCAGGAGGAGAGUCAGGAGUCUGCAGCAGCAGAUCCACCAGGGAAUGAUCUGUGGUCCUGACUUUGCUGCCUAUAAGGAUGUUCCAGACUACAUCCCACAGCUACUGGUAGUUGGAACACCAGUCACGGCCCGACUGCACACGGAGAAGGAGAGUGGGUUCUACACGGGGAGGAUAGAGGCAGUGGACCUGGACCGCCACCAGUACUGGGUCACCUUCGACAGACCUGGCCUCGGGAAACACUCCAUCCCAGACACUGAGAUCAAGGCGGCCAGUCCCCCAGAGUACAUCUGUGUGUCAAAACUAGAGUCAUCUCACCAGGCCCACUGGAACCACCACGCCUCUGCCAACAAGGACCACCAGCGGACCACUCCGGUCUCUACCACCACUGCCACCACCACCACCCCCCACUCCUCUUCAACCACCACUACCCUUCAUCCACAAACACCGCCCAGACCAAUCCUAUCUGAUUCUACGAGUAAUGUUCAAAUUGUCCUUUCCCCUGAACUGCUGCCUGACCCUUUCCUGACUUCUUCUCCUGAGAGAAGAAAGCUCUUGAGUGAACCCCAAAGACUGCCAGGUAGUUCAGUGCCUUCAAAGCCAGCAAUACCUGAACGUGUCGGAGGCUUUCCUGUCGACUUUCUCAGACAAGUGAUGCAGUUGUCAAAGCUCCUGUCACUCAAGCAGCAGGUCACCAGAACACUCUCACAGAUGAACACCGAGGCCGAGAAGGCACAUGCGAGGCAGAAGCCACUGGGAACCGACUUUCAAAGACAGUAUGCUGUUCUAGUUGUGGACCUAGACGACAUCAACAAGCAACUGAACCAGAGGCUGGAUGCAAUUCGUGGUCACUGUGACUCCAUGGGCUACGGGAGUGAGAUCAACCCUCCACACAUGAACACCCGAGACCAGGCCUCCAGGAUCACUGAGAGUGCCAACAACAGUCUAGAGGCUUCUGGAAGUGAAGUGAAGGAUCCACGGGUUAUUGCUCUCAUCACCAAACUCACUGGACUCCUACUGCAGAUUGAGGCUCUGUCAGAGUCAGCUAAUUCUCUACAAGUCAACACUCUCUCUCAGUCAGUGGAGGAGAUUUCUCACUGUAUCCAGCCACUCAACAGGAGUCAUUUCCGUGAUAAUGUGGAGACACCAGUGACCUUUGUACAGUCGGGAAUGAGUCCAGUAGGAACACUGCAUGCAUUCUCAGCCAUGAGACCCGCCCAUCACAGAUCAUUCACCUCCAGCAGCAGAACUAGCAACACGACUUGAGCUUUAUGAUUGUGUAUGUUUGUGCAGUGUUGUUAUGAAAAAUACAUUCACUGUUGGUGUUUGCUUUGUUUAUGGAACACUGUCAUGACCUAUUUUUUAUCUUCAUGUAAAUUUCAUGCUAAUAAUGCCACACAUCGUUAAUAUUUUCCUUGGCAAACACUAAGUAUAUGUAAAAAGGAGUAAAACCCAUGUUUUCCUGUCAUUGAUCACCAUCCUCUUUUGCAAUCACAGCACCCUAGCCCCCAUGUUCCCCUUCCAAGAAGAUAUCCUGCAAACUUCGGCAUCUUCAUAAAUAUCCUCGAUGUGCCCUUCCCAAUCUUGCAGGAACCGGGCCUGCUUUCUUGCACGUUGGAUGGCAUGCUCUGUAGCUGUAGUCUGUAUCGUCUCCUUCUCAAGAGCAUCUAUCUUCUCUUCUGAUGAUAGUUUUAGCCUGGGCAAGCUUGCAUUGCAAUUCUUCAAAUUUGUUAGCCAUCUCAUUGAACUUUUCCACUGCUUGGUUCACAGUGCCAUCAGUGUCUUCGCUUACAAUCCUGUUUUCUGUCGAAUGAAAGAGUUCUUCUUCGUCCAACAAGUUUUCCCAGACUCUUGAAACAUUCAGAUAUAUUUGCCUGCUCAGAAACGUUCAAUGUGUCUCUGAACUCUGUAAAAAUGGCUGUGGAUAUCGACUCGCAUUGCAAACGUUGUUUCAUACUCCUGGUCAUGACCCGCAAGUGCUCGAUGUCGUAGAAAGGACUCCUUGAGAACUACCGGAGGUCCUACUUCCCUUUCAAUGUCAGCCUUUGAGAAGGUGUAGUCCCAGGGACAUCUUUCAGCAGGUACAUCUUGCUCACCAUUUUCUGCUGGUACUUCUUCGUUUCUCUCCUCUGCUGGUACUUCUUCGUUUCCCUCCUCUGCUGGUACUUCUUCGUUUCUCUCCUCUGCUAGAUCAGUACCGCUCCACCAGCGAAGGAAUCUGCUGCCCACUGUACCCAUAGCCACAGCCUCGAGAGCGCAACACUAGAAAAAAACAUUACGUCGUCGAAAUGGCGGG